Messenger RNA from Hevea brasiliensis (rubber tree), 3996 nucleotides. Its product is annotated as disease resistance protein RPV1-like. NCBI's taxonomy places the organism in Eukaryota, Viridiplantae, Streptophyta, Magnoliopsida, Malpighiales, Euphorbiaceae. Gene Ontology annotation, molecular function: ADP binding. The record is from RefSeq and is a predicted model, not a curated record. Bases 127 to 3996 code for a protein of 1289 amino acids. Gene Ontology annotation, biological process: signal transduction; defense response. The transcript has 4 exons.
AAGAGCAAGAAUAGAAAAUGGUGGGUUCAGAUCAACUAUAAAUAGUUCCAAGGUUUAGCAUUCUUCCAUCUUUCACUGCAAUUCCUCUAUUUUCUUUUCUACCAAACAAAACCGUGCUUGUCAAAUAUGGCUUCUACUUCAUCUUUAGCCUUCUCCUGUAAAACUAGCUAUGAUGUUUUCCUUAGCUUUAGGGGAAUUGAAACUCGUCACAAUUUUACUAGUCACCUUCAUGCUGCCCUUUGCCGGAAAAAUAUUACAACAUUCAUAGACGAUAUCCUUGAGAGAGGAGAAGGGAUCUCGCCAGCGCUCAUGAAAGCGAUUGAAGAAUCCAAGAUUUCUGUAGUAAUUUUCUCAGAAAAUUAUGCAUCCUCUCGGUGGUGCCUAGAUGAACUAGUGAAGAUAAUUGACUGCGAGAAAAAAUUAGGGCGAAAGGUUUUACCCAUUUUCUACCGUGUAAAUCCUUCCGAUGUUAGAAAACAGACUGGGAAAUUUGGAGAAGCAUUUGGGAAAGUCAAAGAAAAUUCAAAGCACAGCUUAGACGUUGUGGAGAAGUGGCGCACUGCGUUGAUGGAAGCAGGCAAUCUAUCUGGAUGGGUUUCCAGUGACUACAGGCAUGAAUCCCAACUAUGUGAAGAAGUCGCUGACAGCAUUCUGGAGAAAUUGUUUUCCAGAUCGUAUGCUGAUUCUAUGGGCUUAGUUGGGAUUGAUUCACAUGUUGAUAAAAUUAUGUCAUUGUUAUGUAUUGAGCCAACAAACAUUCGGGUAAUAGGAAUUUGGGGAAUGGGUGGUAUUGGAAAGACCACCAUAGCUGAAAUUCUAUUUAGUCGAAUAUGUAAUCAAUUUGAUUGCUUUUGCUUUCUUCGCAAUGUUAGGGAAAAAUCAGAAAAAUAUGGGCUAGUUGAUUUAAGAAAAAGCUUUUUUUCGGAACUCUUGGGGAUUGAAAUUAGAAAUAUAGAAAUGCUCAGUGUGGUACCCACUUUCAUUAAGGAUUCACUUAAUAGGAAGAAAGUUCUUGCUGUUCUUGAUGAUGUUAAUGAUCCAGAGCAACUAGAAGCUUUAGCUAUAAAUGAUGAUGAUUGUUUUGGGCUGGGAAGUAGAAUCAUUUUAGUAAGUAGAGACAAACAAGUCCUUAGCAGUGCUGAAGAAGUAUAUGAGGUUAAGGGAAUGAAUUAUGGUGAUGCUCGUCAGCUGUUAAGUAUGAAAGCCUUCAAACAAAAGCAUCCUCCGGUGGAAUACAUGGAGUUGUGUGAAAGGGUACAAACUUAUUGUAAAGGUGUUCCGUUAGCUCUCAAAGUUUUGGGUUCCUAUUUGUGCAAAAAGACUCCUGAAGAAUGGGAAAGUGCAUUGACUAAACUGAAGAGAUUUCCUGACUGCAAGAUUACGAAAGUCUUAGAAAUAAGUUAUAAUGAUUUAGAUGAAAUGGAGAAGAAAAUAUUUUUAUAUAUUGCUUGUUUCUUCAAUAGAGAUCACAAAAGCAUGGUAGAAGAUAUACUUGGUUGUGAUUUUCAUACACAUUGGGGAAUAAUUCGUCUAAUGGAUAGGUGUCUCGUAACUAUUGUGGAUGACAUGUUAGAGAUGCACGAUCUGAUAGCGGAAAUGGGUCAAGAUAUUGCUCGGCGGAAGGGUAUCAUAUUAUGCAAUUCUAAUGACAUCUGUGAUAUGUUGACCUCAACUAAUAAUAAGGCAAAUAAAGUUGAAGGCCUACUUUUGAACGUGUCUGAAAUUGGAAGGCUAGAUUUGAAUGAUUCAUUCUUCUCACGGAUGCCCAACUUGAGAUUGCUCAAAUUUUACAGGGAUUGCUCAAAUUUUACCAAAUUCAGAUUUGAAUCAAAUUUAACGGGGAUUGCUCCAAGUCUUCCUUACAAGUUGAGAUUACUUCAUUGGGAGGAAUUCCCUUUCAAGUCUUUGCCAUUAAAUUUUUCCAUGGAAAACCUUGUCCACCUCAUCAUGCCACGUAGCGAAGUUGAAGAGCUCUGGAAUGGAUCUACGUGUUUGCCAAACUUAAAAUCUCUUGAUCUUCAUUGGUCAAAGCAUCUGAAAAUAGUCCCUGAUUUUUCUAUGAUGACAAAGCUCGAAAAGAUAAAUUUUGGUGGUUGUAAGAGUUUGAUUGAGAUUCCAUCAUCCAUUCAGUGCCUGAAAAGACUCGAUUCUCUUUAUCUAACUUGUUGCAAAAAGUUGAGAAGUCUUCCACAAAUGCCGAGAGGCAUAAAAUUUUUAAAUUUCUCUAAAUCUGGAGUGGAAGAGUGGUCUCCGUCAUCUAUCCAAUUUCUUGACAAUCUUUCGAUCUUAAAUAUUUCCUUUUGCAAAAAUCUUAGAAGUCUUCCAAGAAUUAUAUAUUGCAAUACUUUUAUAAGACUUGAUAUCAGUUUCUGCCCAAAUCUCAUCAUGUCUCCGCAGAUUAUGGAAAGUUCAGAAGUAUUGCCCUCAUCAAAUAAUGGUAUUGUUGAGUUAGAUUUGAGAGGAUGUAAAAUGCUCAACAGUCUCCCAAACAGCAUUAGUGAAUGGAAAUGUCUUGAGACUCUAGAUCUCGUUGGCUGUUCAAAUCUUGAGAAAUUGCCUCCUUUAUAUGGUUUAUGCUCCUUGAAGAAGCUAUAUCUAGAUGGCACUGCACUUGUAGAAAUUCCUCCUGACAUUGGUUCUUUGUCAUCAUUAGAAUUACUGUCUCUAAGUGAUAAUCCAAUGGAAGAAUUGCUGUCAUCAAUUGGUCGUCUCUCUUCACUUGUUAGUUUGGAUUUGCGGAGAUGUAAAAAUCUUAAGAGUCUCCCAAGCAGCAUUUGUGAAUUGAAAUGUCUUGAGACUCUAGAUCUCUGGGGCUGUUCAAAUCUAGAGAAAUUGCCUCCUUUAUAUGGUUUAUGCUCCUUAAAGAAGCUAUAUCUAGAUGGCACUGCACUUGUAGAAAUUCCUCCUGACAUUGAUUCUUUGUCAUCAUUAGAAUUACUGUCUCUAAGUGAUACUCCAAUGAAAGAAUUGCCGUCAUUAAUUGGUCGUCUCUCUUCCCUUGUUAGUUUGUAUUUGCAGAGAUGUAAAAAGCUUAAUAGUCUCCCAAACAGCAUUCGUAAAUUGAAAUGUCUUGAGACUCUACAUCUCAGGGGCUGUUCAAAUCUAGAGAAAUUGCCUCCUUUAUGUGGUUUAUGCUCUUUACGAGAUCUAUAUCUAGAUGGCACUGCACUCGUAAAAAUGCCCCUUGACAUUUUCUGUUUAUCAUCAUUGGAAGUAUUGUUUCUAAAUGAUACUCCAAUAGAAGAAUUGCCAUCAUCAAUUAGUUAUGAAUUGAUUUGUAAUUGCGUAAAUGCGCGUGGCACCAUUAUGGCAGAUGCUAUCCAGGGAAUUAAAGCUAGAAGUUAUCCUCGUUUUUUGGUUGGUUUACUCGGAAGCAAAAUUCCUGAGUGGUUGAGUGGUGAAGGCCCAGGAUCUAUAAAAACUUCGUUCCCUCCUGGUUGCUUCAAUAAUAUGUUCCUGGGUUUUGUUUUUUGUGCUAUUCUAGAAUUGAAGGCUCCUUUUGUUCAUGUGGGUAAUUUACACUUAACAUGUCGAAGCAGUUUCAAAAACAAUAAUGGCUGCAGAGGCGCCAGAUUUACAAGUGAAUAUUUCUGUUUGGAAAAUACCAUAGAAUCAGAUCAUGUGAUCUUUUGGUACGAUGGCCAUGGCAUUUCAUGGCCAUCCUCUUUAGAUUGGCUCAAACAAAAUUGUGACAUGGAGAACGAGGCAUCAUUCUACCUCAACCUUGAGAAAGGGUAUAUGAGAUACUUGGAAGUGAAAAGGUUUGGGUUCCACUUGUUAUAUGACAAAGUUGAGCUAAACAAAUGCAAUCCUUACAUAUGCAGAGAAGCCAAUUUUCUGGAGCAAUUAGAAGAAACAGCAAAUGCCAACAAUAAGAGAAGCAGGGAAGACUUCUACUCCAGUAAUAUCAAUGGCAAUCAGGAGGUGGAAACACACCCUAAAAGAUUGAGGCCAAACUUCUUUAUGGAAGUUUUCAAAUGCUCAGGAUGGGAUUAA